UUCGCCGUCUCAGUGCACGUUAGGACAUUACCGUUACACUUCAGCUGCUCUGACAUGAUCUCGGCUCGGCUUCUUUUUCGAGUUUAACGAGCUUAAUCCAAGGAAUCUCGCACAUCGAAGUCACGUGGCUCCAUUUGGUAGGGAGCGUAUCUGCGCAUGCGCGUAUAUGAUCCACACAAGGUCACCUGCACGUGCACCGGCUGCCAGAAGUUCAUCCGUGCUGUUGCAGCGCUCAGGAACAAACUGCUGUAGCUCAGCUACUCUAAACAUGGCGAGAGGAAGUCGCAGUCGUCCUUCAGCAUCCGCAAGUGCUCCUGCUCAGUCCUACGCUCCAGCGCCGGCGGCUCCAUCUCCAUCAGCGCUGGCCCCGGCUCCUGUCCAGCCCAAACAGCCAGGUCUCAUGGCUCAGAUGGCCACGACGGCCGCCGGUGUGGCUGUGGGCUCCGCCGUGGGCCAUGUCGUGGGCGGCGCCCUUACCGGAGCCUUCAGCGGAAGCAGCUCCUCCGAAACACCGAGACCGGCUCCUGCACAUCAGGAGCCUGCACGAGCUGCUCCUCCUCAGGCUGGACCAUGUCUUUUCGAAGUGAGGCAGUUUCUCGACUGUGCUACCACUCAGACCGACCUCAGCUUGUGCGAAGGCUUCAAUGAAGCUCUCAAACAGUGCAAAUUCUCACACGGUGUUUCAUCUCUGGUGUGAAGAGAGCAUUUUGGAAGAAAAACUACUAAACACAGAUGUCCACGUGGUUCAAAUUGUCUAGAUCCAGUACUCCAGCACUUGACCUGUAUUUACUUUUUUCCAUUCUAGUUUUUGACUUGUGUGUAAGAUAAAAUAAAGAGCUGCUAUUUA
Molecule: messenger RNA, 847 nt
Organism: Ictalurus furcatus (blue catfish)
Lineage: Eukaryota; Metazoa; Chordata; Actinopteri; Siluriformes; Ictaluridae
Gene: chchd10
Product: coiled-coil-helix-coiled-coil-helix domain containing 10
Exons: 4
Coding region: 167-697 (176 amino acids)
Biological process (GO): mitochondrion organization
Cellular component (GO): nucleus; mitochondrion
Source: RefSeq, a predicted model, not a curated record